Messenger RNA from Drosophila takahashii, 1376 nucleotides. RefSeq lists its product as uncharacterized. The record is from RefSeq and is a predicted model, not a curated record. NCBI's taxonomy places the organism in Eukaryota, Metazoa, Arthropoda, Insecta, Diptera, Drosophilidae.
AGAAUGGUGCUGCAGAAUCACAACACAGUGGUGGCCCGCUCCACGCUGACGCCGAACAGUAGCAGCCAGAACUUUGGCUCCCAUCCGCUGGGCGGCUCGGCCAAUGGCUCCGGAGCGGGACGGAGCCCCUUGAACGCCGGUCCCAGCACCCAGCGUCCCAUUGUCGACCUCCUGGUGGCCAUGGUGGCCGUGCCCGUGCUGAUUCUCUGCGCCCUGCAGCUGGAGAAGAAUCUGCGGGACAACAGCGACGAGUCGCGCUGGCUGGUCUUCGCCCUGGGAAUCGGGAUGCUGGUGAUCAGCGUGAUCAUCUGCGGCUAUGUCACGCACCGCAUGGGCGUCUGCAUCUGGGCGGGGCCCAUCGACGAGGCGGGAAACCGGGCCACCAAUGGAGCCAUGCCACACAUCAACUCCCAGAACGAUGUGCUGCGCAUAGUGGACUCACUGCCGCCGAGUUACGAUAGUGUGGUGAAGUUCGAGCUGCCGCCGCCGGCCUACGAUUGCCUGGUUAUAGACAUGGAUCAGUCGAAGGAGCUGGAACCGCCGCAGACCUCCGCCAAGCCGGGAGCCGGAGGAUCCACCUCCGCGCCGGGAGCCACCCUUCACAUCUAGGGAGAGGCCAAAGGAGCAAAGGAGAUAAGGAGCUAAGGGAGCAGUAGAAGGAGGAGAGAGAAUUAAGAGAUUUUUUCCCAACUGGCAGCGCAACGGAUUUCUGUACUUGAUGGAUUGACCCAUGUAAAAACCAACCGCAAACAAUCUAUACCUACGAUUUCGAUACGCGGUAUUCUGUGGCAACCUUAGGGUUUUUCUUUUUCACAUACAUACACAGGGAAAAAAUGUUGAAAUAACUAUGGGACCUACAGCCGAAUACCGCCAUAUAUCCGUAUAUCUAUUGUAAAGUUUGACUAAAUGGUAGCUUGGCAAAGCAUUAUGGCAUUGUAUUUACUUUGAUUUUAAGCAGCUAGUAUUUUAACUCGUAGAGCCCAUCAGAAUCAGAAUCAAAAUUAAAAUUAAAAUCGAAAUGAAAAUCAAUUCUCUCGCAUUGUACAUAGAGUUCUUUGAAACACAGCAUCUAGUCCAAAGUUGUAUAUAGCCGAAAAAGAGAUAACUAAACUACAUGAUGCGCGCAUACAAACAUUUAAGGUAAUUUUAUGAUAUAUACUUACUUACUAAAUGCCAACGCAGGGCGGGAAUCAAACUACAAAACUACAGGGUAGCACUUAGUCUUAGUUUUAGCGUAACGCCUGUAUAUAGUUAUGUAUAUUACGAUUACAAAUACUUUUAUAGCCAUCUCGAUAGCGAUGUCGAUUGCCAACAAAUGUCGGAAAACGUUCAGUGUUGCUUUCCAGAAAUAAAGAAUUCCUAUUAAGUUUAUUGAA